AUGGGGAUUGAAGCACCUAUCCCUCCCUCAGGACAAGAUGUCAGUUCUGUCCGAUCCGCUCUUCCACUCGAUAAACUGGUCCCAUACCUGGAAAAGAACAUAGAUGGGUUCAAGGGUCCUGUCGACGUGAAACAGUUCAAGUCAAAUCCUACUUAUCUACUCACACCUUCUUCGCCAUCCUUAUCACUUGUCCUUCGUAGAGCGCCUUCCGGUCCACUAUUAUCACCUACAGCUCAUCGAGUGGAUCGAGAAUACCUUAUUCUAGCAGCGUUGAAUCGGUACAAUACCACGGUACCUCCAUCUCAUGCUGUCCCGGUACCUAAAGUGUAUUGCCUCUGCGAGAACAAAGAUGUCGCCGGAGCUGCUUUUUACGUUAUGGAAUAUAUCAAGGGAAGGGUAUUUACUGAUGUAAGACUGCAAGGAUUAAAAAAGGAGGAACGAUGGGAAUGUUGGAAAUCAGCUAUUGAUACCCUCACGCGUCUAUCAACCAUCCCACUCUCAUCUUUGAAUCUACCAUCAUCAUUCGCUCCUUCACCGAUUGAGAAACCUUACUUCCCAAGACAAGUCAACUCGCUCCUGAAGGUGUCUUCGGCUCAAAGUAAUGCCAAACACAAAGAUACAGGAGAGGUACUAGGACCUAUAUGGGGUACUGAUGAGAUGAGAGAUUGGUUCCAGCAAGGUGCUAAGAGAGUUACUGAGCUGGAAAGGGAGAGAGGGGGUGGUGGAGUUGUUCAUGGUGAUUACAAAAUGGAUAAUCUGAUAUACCAUCCUACAGAACCUAGAGUUAUUGGUAUAUUAGAUUGGGAGUUAUGUACGUUAGGAUCCCCAUUAGCAGAUUUAGGUAAUCUGUUAUUACCCUUCUCCUUUUCACCUAUAUCAUCCAAACAACGGCAAGAAAUGAGUUCCAGUCUAGGAGGUGAGAAAAGAGAUGAUAUGACUCUAUUGCUUGGUUUAAAAGGAUUAUUAAGUUCACAAAGUGGAAUUCCGCAAAGAGAAGAAUUGGAGGAUUUGUGGGUAAAAGGUAUGAAUUCAGGCUUGGAAUAUCAUCAACAACCUGGGAAAUGGGAAUUGCCUAUACCAGGAAUGGCAUGGGUGAGAUCAUGGAUAUUGUUCAGGUUAGCCAUUAUAGCUCAAGGUAUAGCAGCAAGAGCAGCGUUAGGUCAAGCUAGUUCUGCAGAUGCAAGAGCUGAUAGUAGGCCCGUAUUCGACUUCUUCGGUAAAAUGGCUUGGGAAGUUAAAAUUGAAGAUGAACGGGAAGGUAGAUCAAAACUGUAA
Kwoniella shivajii is the source of this 1275-nucleotide messenger RNA. RefSeq lists its product as uncharacterized. The coding region runs from base 1 to 1275 and encodes 424 amino acids. The record is from RefSeq and is a predicted model, not a curated record. The transcript is spliced from 5 exons. Lineage: Eukaryota; Fungi; Basidiomycota; Tremellomycetes; Tremellales; Cryptococcaceae.